Messenger RNA from Danio aesculapii, 3725 nucleotides. RefSeq names its product myotubularin related protein 7b (gene mtmr7b). Gene Ontology annotation, biological process: dephosphorylation. The coding region runs from base 226 to 2163 and encodes 645 amino acids. Gene Ontology annotation, molecular function: phosphatase activity. The transcript has 14 exons. Lineage: Eukaryota; Metazoa; Chordata; Actinopteri; Cypriniformes; Danionidae. The record is from RefSeq and is a predicted model, not a curated record.
GUUGUCCACCGUGUACCAGUCUGUCUGAGCGCACAGCGGAUCUCCGCACCGAGACCAGAACCACCAUGGCUUGAAUUACACUACCUGCCAACCAUCCCAUUGUCUAAUGGUGUUGUCAUAACCAGCAUGCGACCCCUCGCUCUCUUCUUUUGACCGGAAAUAAAGGCGAUUCCCUGGACGGUCCGGAUUAAUUUUCUGCGCAUCAUUUGGACGGGCGUCUUUAGGAUGGAGCACAUCAGAACACCAAAGGUGGAAAACGUGCGUAUGAUUGAUCGACGGACUCCCAGGAAGGCUACAGUGGGAACAUUAUACCUCUCCUCUACUCACACUAUAUUUGUAGAGAACUCAGAGGCCCGCAAAGAGACCUGGGUUCUGCACAGUUUGGUGAGUAACGUGGAGAGACUCCCAACAAACCCAUCAGGAAGUCCUGUCAUUAUCCGCUGCAAAAACUUCAUUGUUUACAGACUGCUGAUCCCACAGGAGAAGGACUGUUUAGAUGUGAUGGCUUCCCUCACUCGUCUUUCACGGCCAGAGCGCUUUGGAGAGCUGUUUAGCUUCUCUUUUAACCCAAACCUGGAUAAAGAGUUAAGGGAAAAGGCAUGGGGCUUCAUGGACCUGAAGGCAGAAUUCAAUCGAAUGGGAAUACCCAGCAACCUCUGGCACGUCACAGCAGCCAAUCAUGAGUACAGAUUGUGUGACACCUACCCGUCAGAGCUGUUUGUGCCAAAGUCAGCCUCUCCUGCUGUGAUUGUGGGCAGUGCCAAGUUCCGGAGUCGAGGACGUCUUCCUGUUCUCUCCUACUUCCACAGAGACACCAGUGCAUCGAUCUGUCGCAGCAGUCAGCCUCUUUCCGGUUUCAGUGCACGAUCCUCAGACGAUGAGCAGAUGCUGCAGGCCAUCAUGAAGUCAAACCCUGUCAGUGAGUUCAUGUAUGUGGUGGACACAAGGCCAAAGCUGAAUGCCAUGGCUAAUCGCGCCGCAGGGAAGGGCUAUGAAAAUGAAGACCACUACACCAACAUAAAAUUACAGUUCAUUGGCAUAGAAAACAUCCAUGUCAUGAGAAACAGCCAACAGAAGCUUAUAGAUGUCGGUGACAUGGCGGCUCCCUCUAUGGCCGAUUUCCUCUGGGGUCUGGAAAACUCAGGGUGGUUGAAACACAUCAAAGCUGUGCUAGAUGCUGGAGUCUUCAUCGCAAAGGCAGUGGCCGAGGAUGGAGUGAGUGUUCUCGUUCAUUGUUCAGAUGGAUGGGACAGAACAGCUCAGGCCUGUUCAGUGGCUAGUGUACUACUAGAUCCCUACUACAGGACUAUUAAGGGAUUGAUGGUUCUGAUUGAGAAGGACUGGGUGUCGUUUGGACACAAGUUUUCUCACAGAUAUGCUCAUCUUGACGGUGACCCUAAAGAGGUUUCUCCAGUCAUGGACCAAUUUCUGGAGUGUGUGUGGCAGUUGAUGCAGCAGUUCCCCUGUGCGUUUGAGUUCAACGAGCGAUUCCUAAUACAGCUGCACAUGCACAUCUACUCCUGCCAGUACGGGAACUUCAUCGGCAACUGCCAGAAAGAACGGAGAGACUUGAAGUUACAGGAGCGAACACAUUCUCUGUGGCCACACCUGUGGGAGAACAGGGCUGAAUACACCAACCCUCUGUACAGGACAGACCACAGCCAGACACAGGGGGUUCUCAGACCUCUCACCACUGCCUACUGCUUCAAGUUUUGGAAGGGGAUGUAUGGCCGCGCAGAGAGAAGUUUGUCUUCCCAGCAGUCUCCAGCAGACUGUCUGAACGCAGUGAGGGAGGAGUCACAGCAGCUUGAGGAGGAGCUUACAGCCCACCAGGAGAGACUUGCUCAGUUGAAGGAGAAGAAAACUUCAGGGGAGAGGAAGAAGAUCAGCAGGUUGUCUGAACGCGUCCGCCGUCCCAUUCCGAAUGAAGGUGAACUCGGCAGCCCUCAAGACUACUUCAGCACCCCGAGAGGCGAGAAACACACUCCUUCCUUCACACUGCCGCUAGAUUUAGCAGCCCAGACCAAGAACGGUGACCCCGAUGACCUUUCAACCUGCAGUGAUUUGGAGUCAGGGGUGGCUGAUCUCAGCAGCCAUUCCUCCAGUGCUGGAGAUGACAAUAAAGACCCCGAUUCUGAAGACGUGGUUAAAAUACCUGCCUGAAUUAAACAGAACUGGGAUAAAAGCACAGUAACGGGUACCGAACUGGGAACUGUGUUGUCUUUAAAUGUUAUUUUAUUUUUAAUGAACAUGUGAAUUUAUAUUUAAAUACAGUAUGUGCACAAGUACACAUGUCAUAAAACAGUCUGAGGAAAAACACCUUAUUCCAGUAUCGCAUUAUCACAGUAUUUUAAGUUUUGGUUUCACUGUGUAUUUCACUGAUGAUUUUAUUUAUUUAUUUGGUCUUGACGUUUUCUAUAGCUAUGUUCGGAACAGCAUAUUAUCAUACUACUCAUGCUAAUGCACAAAACAUAUAUCGGAAAUGCCCCAGCAGGCACAGGACGUCAAAUAAUGUCAGAUUGAUGUUGUACCCCAAUGUUGUGGGGACGUUACAUUUUUUUUGGAAAUGAAAAUCGGGUUGACAUCAGAACACAACAUCAGGUCGACAUCAAGGUCCAACCUAAUAUCAACAUCUAAUGAUGUUACAUCUUGACAUGUGUGGGCGUUACCACUAUGACGUCUAUCAGACAUUGGAUUUUGGUUGCCAUAACUGACAUAUAAAUGUUAGUAUUUGACAUCAAUAUGACGAAGCAACCUAAAAAUCAACCAAAUAUCAACGUCAUUUAACAUCGUUAUUGGACGUCAAAAUAACAUUGUUCUUAGAUGCUAGCAAGACAUUGAAUUUUGGUCACCUGAUUUCAUGACCUAAAUCUAACCUAAUAUUAACGUCUUAUGACAUUGUGUACCUGCUGGGUCAGAAUAUGUUUUACUUUUGCCAAAUUUCACGCUUGCUUCUUAAAAUAUUGCAUCUACAAAGCAAUACAAAAAGUCGUUCUUGACUGCCAAUAUUUCUUUCUUUUCCAUUUUUUGUUUGGUAACCCCAGAACUUUUAUUUUGUUGGUAAACUGCAAUGUAAUAACUUGCAUUUCCAGUUGGAUGUGAGGUUACAAGUGAACCAACUGCUCCAAGACACUGAAAACACUGUUACAAUGAGCUGCUCAUGUGUAAAUAAACCACAUUAUGUUUUUGAGCAGUACAAUUAAUACAAUAAAAAAUUACCAGGGCAAUUUGUGUCACAUUUGUCAUCACAUUUUAGGCCCUGACAUUUUUUUUUGGGAAGUGUUUUCUUAGACAGUAUAUAGAGUAUGCUAGUAUUCCAUUCCAAACAUAGCCCAUAUCUUCAUGGAAUUUGGACUGUGCCUACCAAGACCAUCAGAUUUCCAACCUGUGUGUUUCAUCUUCAGUAUAAAUCGUGAGAAUUUAUUGUACAUGUGAAAACGAGAACUGUAUGGAAGUGAGAAAUGUAUGGCAGCCACACCACAUUUACUUCCCAUUUCUGUACCUGUAGACAAACAAUAGACAAUCAAUCCCUGUGAUGAACAUUUCAACUACACCGGUAGAUUUGUCUGGAUCCUAGAACUAUAUUCAUUUGUUGGGCAAAGGCUCUCAAUAAACAACAAUUACAACACAAGCCGAUUUUUGCAUACUUUUCACUUCAAGAUCUGCAAUGCUAAUUGUAUAAAUCUGGGUGUGUUUAAGUUAAAGUAUAUUUUUAAUGAAGAACA